Ostertagia ostertagi is the source of this 1206-nucleotide messenger RNA. NCBI's taxonomy places the organism in Eukaryota, Metazoa, Nematoda, Chromadorea, Rhabditida, Trichostrongylidae. The record is from the annotation of a GenBank genome assembly.
AUGGACCUAAUAAGGUUACCAUUACAGGUAAUUGUGGAGCUCACCGUUCAGUCAAUUACGGAAAUCAGUGAAUUCUCGAGCAGUUUCAAAGCCGACGUGUGGUUCUCUCAAAUAUGGCGAGAUCCACGGCUCGAUUUUACUGAUCGCAAUUACUGUAUAAAGAACAUCUCGUUAGCUGCUCAUAAAUUACCACAGCUGUGGUCUCCCAAUGUUUGCUUUGUAAACAGCAAAAAAGUGGAAAUUCACGCAUCUCCUUCUCAGAAUAUACUACUGUUGGUAUUCCCGAACGGCACCGUAUGGCUGAACUUUCGUGUUUCACUUAUAGGACCUUGUAAACUCGACCUCACAUAUUUUCCAAUGGAUCGGCAGUCUUGUAACUUAGUCUUCGAGAGUUAUUCAUACAACACUGCCGAAGUUCGAAUAGUGUGGAGGGAUUGGGAGCCGGUCUCGAUUCCAGAUCCAAACUCGAAAAAUCUACCCGAUUUCGAGCUUAUUCAAUUUAUGAAUCGUAAUGCCACUCUGGUGUACACAGCAGGACUAUGGGAUCAACUGGAAGUGGAAUUCACAUUUAGAAGACUAUAUGGGUAUUAUGUUCUUCAGGCCUACAUGCCGACUUAUCUCUCUGUUUUCAUUUCAUGGAUAGCGUUUUGGAUUGACACCAAGGCAUUACCUGCCAGAAUAACACUAGGUGUCUCAUCUUUAAUGGCUCUGACAUUCCAGUUUGGUAACAUUGUGAAGAAUCUACCAAGAGUCAGCUACGUGAAGGCUCUCGACAUUUGGAUGUUCGGUUGCGUAGGGUUCAUAUUCCUUUCACUUGUUGAGUUAGCCGUUGUUGGCUUCGCAGACAAACUGGAUGCGAAAAGGAAGCGGUACAGCAGGUCUAUUGAGCAUGCGGUCAUGCGAAGUGAUUCCGAACAACAAUGGCUUUCAAGGCUACAGCGAACUCAUUUCACCGAAGUUGUUGACAAUCGAAGUCCACUAGCUACUGGUGUUCCAUUACUGGUAGCACCCGAAGGCAACGGCAACACGCAAAGAAAGCGAUCCGACGAGAAAAGCCGGCGAAUGUACGUACAUGUGGAGCACCCUGUGUACGUGAAUGGAGAGAGGAUUGAUGAAAUUUCUGCGAAGCUGUUCCCUCUGCUGUUCACAGCUUUCAACAUUUUCUACUGGUUCUACUACAUUGGAAUGUCAGGAGGAAUAUUCUGA